GGGGGCGGGAAGGAAGUCAGUCACGUGGCUGCACUCCCACACCCUUUUCCUCCUCCCAGUUCUCGCGCGACGGUUCCCCCCCCCCGCCUUUGGUGGUGACGUAAUUCAUUCGCGCCGCGUCGCACGCCGGUUUCUAGUCGGUUCGCUGUGUCACCGUCGUGGGCUUUCGUUUUAAGGUUUUCCCGUCCGCCGGGCCGUGAUGGAGUAUCUCAUCGGCAUUCAGGGGCCAGACUUCGUCCUGGUGGCCGCGGACACCAUCGCAGCCUCCAGCAUCGUCCAUAUGAAGCGCGAUCAUGACAAGAUGUUCAAGAUGAGUGAGAAAAUCUUGCUCCUGUGUGUCGGGGAGGCUGGUGACACUGUCCAGUUUGCAGAAUACAUUCAGAAAAAUGUCCAGCUCUACAAGAUGAGGAAUGGGUAUGAGUUGUCUCCAACUGCAGCUGCCAACUUCACGCGUCGGAAUCUGGCUGACUAUCUAAGGAGCCGGACCCCUUAUCAUGUCAACCUCCUCCUGGCGGGCUACGAUGAGCAGGACGGGCCUGCUCUCUACUACAUGGAUUACCUUGCCUCUUUGGCCAAAGCUCCCUUUGCAGCCCAUGGCUAUGGAGCCUUCCUAACGCUUAGCAUCCUCGACCGCUACUACAAACCAGGUAUCACGCGUGCAGAGGCAAUAGAGAUUCUCAAGAAAUGUCUCGAGGAGCUCCAGAAGCGCUUCAUUCUGAACUUGCCUUCUUUCAAUGCCCGUUUUAUUGAUAAAGAUGGUAUCCAUGAUGUGGACAGCAUACCGCUCCUGAAAGCAGCAGCCUGAACGUCCGGACCAACUGCACUCUUUCUGUCUCAGUUUGGUUUUUUGUACUUUGUUUGAAAUCCACUGUUCCCCGACUGCCCUUUGCAAAUGCAAAUAAUAAAGAUGGACUCUUUUAUUCUCUCCAAAAA
Molecule: messenger RNA, 933 nt
Organism: Heteronotia binoei (common prickly gecko)
Lineage: Eukaryota; Metazoa; Chordata; Lepidosauria; Squamata; Gekkonidae
Gene: PSMB2
Product: proteasome 20S subunit beta 2
Exons: 6
Coding region: 200-805 (201 amino acids)
Biological process (GO): proteasomal protein catabolic process
Cellular component (GO): nucleus; proteasome core complex; proteasome core complex, beta-subunit complex
Molecular function (GO): peptidase activity
Source: RefSeq, a predicted model, not a curated record